AUGGUGGAGGAAAGUAAAGAAAUGAAGAGUCAAAUCACGAAGCUGACUGGAGCUUUGGCUGUUCAAGAACGCGGCAAGUUCCCUUCACAAGCUCAGUCAAACCCAAAGGGUCAACAUAUGGCGCAAACCUCAUGUCUCGAUAAUCAAAAUGUUAAGGAGGUGAAUGCCAUCAGUACUCGUAGUGGUAAGAUUAUGGAAGAACCGUCAACAAGUGCCACCACUUCGAGUAGUAAGGAAGUAGUCCCUGAGAAAGAUGAGCCAACAAAUGUUCCGGUAAAGGUGCCUUUUCCCCAAGCUCUACGUCCAACUGGGAAAAUACCGGAACACCAAAGUGAGAUCCUAGAGCACUUGACUCAAGUGAAGAUUAAUCUUUCUUUGCUUCAUGUUAUCAAGCAAGUGCCUAUUUAUGCUAAGGUUAUCAAGGAUCUAUGCAUUAUCAAAAGGAAACACCAUGUCAAGAAGACAACAUUCUUGACAGAACAGGUAACCGCGGUGAUCGACCAGAAAACACCGCUCAAGUACAAGGAUCUCGGUUGUCCCAUAAUUCCCUGUCAGAUUAGGACACAUGAGUUCAGCCAAGCUUUGCUUGAUCUAGGACUGGCUGAUCGAUCGAUCAAGAAGCCUCGGGGGAUAGUUGAGGAUGUUUUGGUUCAAGUUGAUAAGUUCUAUUACCCCAUUGACUUUCUAGUCUUGGAUACUCAAUCCGUGGUGAGUAUGGAGUCUAAGAUUCCCAUCAUCCUCGGAAGACCUUUCCUUGCUACAGCCAAUGCUCUCAUCAACUGUAGGAAUAGUCUAAUGAUGAUAUCCUUUGGGAACAUGACUUUGGAGGUGAAUGUUUUUCACAUUGCAAAGCAACCACGUGAUGAUGACGAGUGCCACCAAACAUUUCUAAUUGACACACUCGUCUCAGAGGAGGUUCAGUUGUGUAGCAAUUCUGAUGAUCUUGAUGAUUUCCUCCGCAUUUCUGAAUCUGAGAGUUUCGGUCCUUGUGAGUUGGCCAAUAAUGUCAACAUUUUCAAAGACUCACAAUGCAGAGGAACCAAGUUUUGA
Molecule: messenger RNA, 1050 nt
Organism: Morus notabilis
Lineage: Eukaryota; Viridiplantae; Streptophyta; Magnoliopsida; Rosales; Moraceae
Exons: 2
Coding region: 1-1050 (349 amino acids)
Source: RefSeq, a predicted model, not a curated record